CAUCGAACUUCUAGAUAUGUGCAUAUUAACUGAGUCGCAUUAUAAGUAUGAAAUUGAACACUGGUUUCGUUUAGUAGGCGUGGGCGGGGGCGGUACGAGCGUGGGUGUGGGAGGUGGUGGGGGCGGGGGAGGGGGAGGGGCGCGCAGUGCGCAGGGGGCGGGCGUGUGGCGGCGCGUGAGACUCAAGCUGGAGGGACGCGACACACACGCGAGACAUCUUAUACACGAACAGGUGGAGUACAUAAUAUCGGAGGCGACUAGCGCGGAGAACCUGUGUCUCAUGUACGAGGGCUGGAUGGCGUGGGUCUGAAGCAGCGGGCCCCCAUUCAGGCACCGCCCCCGCGCGGCCCCACAUCUGGAGCCCCGCCCAUAGAGUCUCAAGAGGCCGCGAGCCUCACGAGACCAUCACGAGGCCCCGAGGCCCCACUCGAGGCCGGCCCGAGAUCAACGAGGACAUCGAACGACACCUCCGCCCGUAGCCGGCGUCCCGGUGGCGCGGAGUUAUACAUAACAUCUACGAUAAGCUUAGUGUUUUGUUCCCCUCAAUAUUGACGGCCGCUCCGCUACGUCACGGGAUUAUUAUAAUAAGGUAUUUCUUUAACUCGGUCGGAGAGCAGCUCGCUCUCGCUCAAAAUUGUUCUCGGCUUUUGAUAUAAAAAAAAAAAUCCAUAAAACAUUGAAAACAGUUCAGAUCGAAUAAAAUUAUCAUCGACAACACCCCCGUGACGAGUCGGGCGGUUUAGUAUUUUAGAGUAAUCGUUUAUGGUGUACCGCGACUGGGUGUCGAUGAACCGCUGGUUUUGUAUUCAUCAUCGAAAACGGUUAUCGACGUCGACCCUCUUCGCCCCCCCGAUCGGAUUAUGACAAUGAAACAUGAUUUGACCUCGAAAUAUAUUGCUCGCAAAUUAGCAAAAACACAUUUAGCUCCUUCGACGUUCAUAGAAGCUUUUUGAACUCGCUGAAAUAAAUUAAGAGCCCUUCUUGUAUCCGGUCAUUGUUUAGAUAAAGAGCGGCGAUAUUUGUUAAAACUAUGUAAUCUUUGAACACGUCUGUAGCCCUGUAUAUCUGCUGCUAGACGUGUGUAUUCGUUCGCUAACAUCUUGGACGAAUUAGUUGGUAAAUUAUAAUAUUCAUAUAAUUUGGUGUAGUUGUACCUUUUAGUUUUGAACUCAUUUUCUGAUAUUUCUUUCCUUGUAUCGAGUAUUUCAUAAAUUCAUGUCAAAUAAAUAACUUUUCAGAAACAUUAUUAUGUAUUUAAAUUAAUACUAAAAUAUUUUAUAAUUAUCAUAGUAAUUAUGAUACCUAUUUUUUUAAUCAUCGUAAAACAUCCACGUUGUAUAAAUUCCAAUGUCCUAAAUGUUAAAAAUAGUCGAAUGUUCGUUUUGUAACGAGUAAAUGAUUGAUAAUAUUAAACACAAUAGCAUCUUGUUUUCUUUUAAUUCUAAAUAAUUAAAUUACGGAAAAUGAGUUCUAUAUAAGUGUUAUAUAGCGUAUCGAUUCAAACUUAAUGUCCUUUCAAUGAUUUCCACCGAUGGCUUACUUUAGAAUCAGAAAUUACAAUUUAUACUCGCAUUUUUGUCAGUGACGCUAUUCAAUAUUUUCAAACCCGUACGUGUUGGACACAGAUUUGUGUCUAAAAUUCAAUCAUCAUGGUGUAAUGCCCGCGUCAAUGAUUCAUCGUUUGUCGUCUAUUUAGCGCCCUUCACGUAUGUAUGAAUGUCCUUCAUCAAUGUCUCACCUACAUUAUUUUAACAUACAGUGUGGUUGUGGCAAUGAAAGCAUACGUAAAGAUAUCCUUGUGAGCAAAGGAAUCGUAACAAUCUUGAGAUUUUUAGUUAAGGAAAUAUAAACGAUUUUUACUGAUAAAAUAAUCUAUUCAAUUGAUUUAAAUUUUAUUUCAAAAAUUUAUUUCAAUUUCUUUGCUCAUAAGUAUACAAUGAGGAAGUAUUAAAAAAAACAUGAGUUCCAGAAAUCUAACUAGAUGUCGCCGACGGUGCGUUCUUGAUUUCUCCAUGACAAC
Molecule: messenger RNA, 2020 nt
Organism: Diatraea saccharalis (sugarcane borer)
Lineage: Eukaryota; Metazoa; Arthropoda; Insecta; Lepidoptera; Crambidae
Source: the annotation of a GenBank genome assembly